Molecule: messenger RNA, 2447 nt
Organism: Rubroshorea leprosula
Lineage: Eukaryota; Viridiplantae; Streptophyta; Magnoliopsida; Malvales; Dipterocarpaceae
Source: the annotation of a GenBank genome assembly
GAAAACUGCUUUUGUAUGAAACCAAAUUUUGGGUGGCAAACCAUGGGUUCGAAAAUUCUAACGUUAAACAUGUCGAAAACCAGAAUGUUUCUGUUCAUUAUGUUGUUCUGUUGCCUCGUUUCUGAGACAUCUGCAACAGUUUCCUACGAUGGACAUGGCAUUCUUGUUGAUGGAAAAAGAAGGAUUCUAAUAUCAGGAUCCAUUCAUUACCCAAGAAGCACUCCUGAGAUGUGGCCUGACCUUAUUUAUAAAGCCAAAGAGGGAGGCUUGGAUGUUAUUCAAACUUACGUGUUUUGGAAUGGACAUGAACCCUCCCAAGGAAAAUUUUUUUUUGAAGGGAGAUAUGAUCUAGUUCGGUUCAUUAAAUUAGUUCAACAAGCAGGACUUUAUGUUCAUCUCCGGAUUGGCCCCUAUGCCUGUGCAGAAUGGAAUUUUGGGGGAUUUCCUGUCUGGCUGAAAUAUGUUCCUGGGAUUGAAUUUAGAACGGAUAACGAGCCUUUCAAGGCGGCAAUGAAGGGGUUUACAGAGAAGAUUGUGAACAUGAUGAAGGCUGAAAAACUGUUUGAACCUCAAGGAGGUCCUAUAAUUUUGUCACAGAUAGAGAACGAAUACGAACUGAUGGAAUAUGAUAUUGGCAAUCCUGGGAAAGCUUAUGCCAAAUGGGCAGCAGAAAUGGCUGUAGGUCUUGGCACUGGAGUUCCAUGGGUCAUGUGCAAGCAAGCUGAUGCCCCUGACCCAAUUAUAAACACCUGCAAUGGUUUCUACUGUGAAAAUUUCUAUCCCAAUGAAGCUUACAAGCCGAAAAUGUGGACAGAACUCUGGACUGCCUGGUUACUUGGCUAUGGGGAACCUGCCCCAUACAGACCAGUAGAGGAUAUAGCAUUUGCAGUUGCAAAGUUUUUACAGAACAAGGGCUCAUUUAUAAAUUAUUAUAUGUAUCAUGGAGGAACAAAUUUUGACAGGACGUCUGGUAGAUUUGUUGCCACCUCCUAUGACUAUGAUGCUCCAAUUGAUGAAUAUGGGUUAGUGAGGGAACCCAAAUGGGGCCAUCUAAGAAAUUUACAUAAGGCUAUCAAGCUCUGUGAAUCGGCUUUAGUCAAUUCAGAUCCCACAGUUACUUCACUGGGAAAGAAUCGAGAGGCUCAUGUUUUCAAGUCGGGAGGAGCUUGCACUGCAUUCCUAGCAAACUAUGAUGCACAAUACUCUGUCAAGGUGUCCUUUGGAAAUGUGCAGUAUGAUCUGCCUGCUUGGUCCAUCAGCAUACUGCCUGACUGCAAGAAUGUUGUAUUCAACACUGCAACGGUGAAGAAAAUAUUCUCAUCCUUCACUGAACCAGUUAUAAUAUUUUCUAAUGGAGUGGUUAGUUUCCAUGGUAAACAUAUGCAAAUGACACCUGUGGGGACGGCAUUCUCUUGGCAUUCAUACACAGAGACAGCUCCUUCUGUGGGUGACAAGGAAUCAUUUACAGAAGAAGGGUUAAGGGAGCAACUAAAUGUCACUUGGGACACUACAGACUACUUGUGGUACAUGACAAAUGUCAACAUAGACAACAAUGAAGCUUUUUUGAAGAAUGGGCAUCUUCCUAUCCUCACAGUUGAUUCUGCAGGCCAUGGUUUGCAUGUUUUCAUCAAUGGUCAAUUAUCAGGAACUGCUAAUGGGAAUAUCAAUAAAGCAAGACUCACAUUUAGUGGCAAAGUGAACCUGAAAGCUGGACUUAACCAUAUUGCUUUACUAAGCAUUUCAGUAGGACUCCAGAAUAUUGGCACCCAUUUUGAGAAAUGGAACGUUGGGAUCCUUGGCCCUGUUACUUUGCGAGGUCUCAAUUCAGGAACUUGGGACAUGUCUCGAUGGACAUGGUCUUACAAGAUUGGUGUAGAAGGUGAAGCUCUGGGUCUUUACUCAGUCCAUGGAAGCUCUUCGGUUAACUGGGCAGUGGGAAAAUCAUUGGCUAGAAGUCAGCCAUUAACAUGGUAUAAGACAACAUUCGAUGCGCCAGGAGGAAAUGAUCCAUUAGCCCUGGAUAUGAGUUUCAUGAGUAAAGGCCAAAUCUGGAUAAAUGCGAAUAGCAUUGGGAGGCACUGGCCUGCAUAUAAAGCUUCUGGAACAUGUCACCAAUGUUCUUAUGCCGGGUUAUACAAUGAGAAAAAAUGUCUAUCUGGUUGUGGAGAGUCCUCUCAAAAAUGGUACCAUGUUCCUCGAUCCUGGCUGAAACCAAAGGGAAAUUUACUUGUUGUUUUUGAAGAAUGGGGUGGAGAUCCAAGUGGGAUUUCUUUGGUCAAGAGAAGUUACUAAGGUACUCAGGUAUCAUUCAUCCUUUGAAAGAUACAGCAACCAAGUCUGUCUCUCAGUUGCUGCAAAUGUAAAUUAAUGCCUACAUGCAUAGUGACCUAAAAAAGAAAGUUGUUGAUCCAAAAAUUAUGAGAUUUCAAUAAAAUUUCCAGUUUUAU